Oryzias latipes (Japanese medaka) is the source of this 2434-nucleotide messenger RNA. It is a transcript of the gene btbd10b, whose product is annotated as BTB (POZ) domain containing 10b. Lineage: Eukaryota; Metazoa; Chordata; Actinopteri; Beloniformes; Adrianichthyidae. Gene Ontology annotation, cellular component: cytoplasm. The record is from RefSeq and is a predicted model, not a curated record. Gene Ontology annotation, molecular function: protein binding. Gene Ontology annotation, biological process: positive regulation of phosphorylation.
AGCGAAGAAGAAAGUCAAAUUUAUUUCCUUUUCAGGAAAAGAAAAACAGUUGUCCAACAGCGGUUGAAAAACAUCAGUUUUCUCGGCCUCCUGGAGUAAUCUGGAGUAGCGAAAGGAAGAAACAUCGAGUAACUUUUAGCAAAAGGUAAUCAUGAACAGUAUACGAUCCAGACCAGACAUUUCCCUUUACGGGUGAUGGCAGUACGUCUGCAGACGUUUGAAAGUAUCUUGAGUGAAACGGAAGUCGGAAACGAAAAGCAACCACCAGUCGAGUUUACAAGUUUUACAGGGGUUUGUAUUGAAAAGCAGCAGUUGGAGAACAAUUUCUGCAGUGGAGACAGAACAGUGGAAGAUGAGCCUGCAUGGUGCCAGUGGGGGGGGCUGUGAGCACUCACGUGACCGCCGAUGUUCCAGUGAUCGAUCGAGGGAUUCUUCACAUGAGCGGGAAGGCCAACUCACCCCCUGCAUUCGGAAUGUUACGUCUCCAACUCGUCAAUACAACAGUGAACGUGAACGAGAGGGUGGAUCAUCAUCAUCAUCGAGGCCAAGUAGCCCAAGGCCACAGAGGGUCUCACCCAGCGGCUCCAGCAGCAGUGGGGUGGUGAGCAGUCGCAACAGCAGCUUGUCCAGCACCGAAGGAAACAUUAAAAGCUUGGGGGUUGGAGAAAUGGUUUUCGUCUACGAGAAUCCUAAGGAGGGCAGCACAAGUAUCACUGUUGGAAGCAGAAACAUCCGGACCUCAGAGAGAGUCACACUGAUUGUGGACAACACGCGCUUUGUAGUGGAUCCUUCCAUCUUCACAGCACAACCCAAUACCAUGCUGGGCAGAAUGUUUGGAUCCGGAAGAGAACAUAAUUUUACACGGCCCAAUGACAAAGGAGAGUACGAAGUGGCCGAGGGCAUUAGCUCAACUGUUUUCCGUGCAAUUCUGGAUUAUUACAAAUCUGGGAUCAUCCGCUGUCCAGAUGGAAUCUCCAUCCCUGAGUUACGGGAGGCGUGUGACUAUCUAUGCAUCUCCUUCGACUAUAGCACCAUAAAAUGCAGAGACCUUAGUGCACUGAUGCACGAGCUUUCCAAUGACGGAGCUCGGAGUCAGUUUGAGUUUUACCUUGAAGAAAUGGUUCUGCCUUUGAUGGUGACCAGCGCUCAGAGUGGAGAGAGAGAAUGUCAUAUUGUAGUCCUCACUGAUGAUGAUGUAGUGGACUGGGAUGAAGAGUAUCCACCACAGAUGGGAGAGGAGUAUUCUCAGAUCAUUUACAGCACAAAACUAUACAGAUUUUUCAAAUACAUUGAGAACCGAGAUGUUGCCAAAUCAGUUUUAAAGGAGAGGGGACUGAAGAAAAUCCGACUUGGCAUUGAAGGUUACCCCACAUAUAAAGAGAAAGUGAAGAAACGACCAGGAGGACGCCCCGAGGUCAUUUACAACUACGUCCAGAGACCCUUCAUCCGCAUGUCCUGGGAAAAGGAGGAGGGCAAAAGCCGCCAUGUGGACUUCCAGUGUGUGAAGUCCAAAUCCAUCACCAACCUGGCUGCAGCAGCUGCAGAUAUACCCCAAGACCAGCUGGUGGUGAUGCAUCCGGGCCCGCAAGUCGAUGAACUGGACAUCCUGCCAAAUCACCCUCCCAGUGGGAAUCACUACAGCAACAACUACAGCAAUGAGCCUGAUCCUGAUGCACCUUCACCUGCCGUCUGAGGACUCUGCGGCCCUCGUGAAACCGCCUCUGGCCCCUCUCCUAUUCUUCUAGUUCUGUUCCCAGCAUGCUGCAGCAUGGAGCACCAGGGGCACCAUAACCGUAUUGCCUUGACACCUCCUUUGCAGCCUUAGAGCCUCAAGAACCUGGAAGACUCUAGACAAAGAAACGAGGAAAUCAAGACUGGUAAAAAGGAAAUGUUCACUGUCGUUUUCAUUUUGGGUUUUUUUUUUGUUUUUUACUUGACCAAAGGAAUUUAUUUUUGUUUUGAGAGAAAAAAAAUCUUUUCAACCCUUAGUAUUCACAUUAUUAUUUACAUUCUUACUGUUGCUUAAUUGGAUGGGUUUGGCUGAGCACUGUUGUGGUGUCGCUGUUUUCCUUUUUGGUUCACUGAUAAUUAGCUUUUUUUUUUUUUUAUUGUCUCGGUUGGCUUCCUAUAUGUGCUUUUGAUGGAAAGAAUGUAAUCCAGAGGAAGUCUGACAGCAAUGUCAUAAGGAAAAAGAUCCAGCACCACUUAACCUCAUGAUGAACCGUUGAACCUGUGGUCCUGUCCUGUAACGGGACACGGGGACCUCGGCCACAUCCGACGUGUUGUGCUCUUCCUGCAGCAAACGUACUGAGCAAAGCACAGGCUGUUGUGAACAGUGUUUCUCUUUUUCUCUUUUUUCUUUGUGCAAAGCUUGAAAUUGUUGUUUGAGACGAAACAUGAAAUCGUGAAUUAAAGAUUCAAAAAAUAAAAAAAA